Rhipicephalus sanguineus (brown dog tick) is the source of this 4026-nucleotide messenger RNA. It is a transcript of the gene Sobp, whose product is annotated as sine oculis-binding protein homolog. Bases 23 to 1828 code for a protein of 601 amino acids. Lineage: Eukaryota; Metazoa; Arthropoda; Arachnida; Ixodida; Ixodidae. The transcript has 2 exons. Gene Ontology annotation, biological process: animal organ development. Gene Ontology annotation, cellular component: nucleus. The record is from RefSeq and is a predicted model, not a curated record.
GUCUCUGUGAGUCGUGGGUGCGAUGCCUGUGCUGCCUUUCUCGCCACCGUCGUCCACGAUCUUUGAUGAACUACCACGACGACCGUGGUGGAGGGGCGUGGAUGGGGCCAACCUCCCGCCCAACUGCAUCCUGUGUGCCUGGUGCCAGAAGGUGGGCAUGAAACUGUUCACGCUCAGGACGACGAGCGGCAGCAAAGCGUUCUGCUCCGAGCUGUGCUUCACGCAGUGCCGGCGCGCCUCAUUCAAGAAGAACAAGGUGUGCGACUGGUGCAAGCACGUCCGGCACACGGUCAACUACGUCGAUUUCCAGGACGGCGAGCAGCAGCUGCAAUUUUGCAGCGACAAGUGCCUCAACCAGUACAAGAUGAACAUCUUCUGUCGCGAGACGCAGGCGCACCUUCAGAUGCACCCGCACCUCCAGGACGCCGCCGCGGCCUGCAAGGUUGCCUCGGGGCUCAUCACACCCGACCUCUGGCUUCGGGACUGCAAGAGCAGCCAGCAAUCUGGAGCCAGUAAUGGGCACGACGGGUCGUCGGAGAGAGAGGAUGACCACAAGAGUCCGCCGCCUCCGCCGCCUAUGCUUCCGGCGCUGCCCCCACCGCCACCGUCGUCUUCUGCGCCACCCACUCCGAGGCAUUCGCAGCCGUCGCCGGACUCUGGCGCCGGCGGGGACCCCGUCAACCUUUCCCAGAAACCAUCGCACACCAAGCCGUCCUCCUCCAAGAGACGUCGUUCCCUGAGGUCCUCCCGGUCCUCGCCAGCGAGCAGUUCUCAAGACGGGGGAGCUGGAGGUGUUGGCUCGUCCUCCGUUCACAACCACCAGGCGCACACCGCGCGGUCGCCCACCAGGACCACCAGCACGACCCCGCUGAGCAGCCCCGGAGCAUCCGGUGGCUCCACGCACCACCUCAACGGUCACCACCCGCCUCCGCCACCGCCGCAGCACUGUCCGGGCAGCCCGCCUCCACUAGCGCCCGUAAUGCCGCCGCUUACUCUGCCCUGCAGACCCGGGGCAACACUGCCGGAUCACGGAGGAAGGCCAUUUCUGGGCCCUCCACAUCCGGCGUUCCACAUGUUCCCCCCAGUACCACCGCCACCGCACUUGCGGAUGCACCACAACAGUGCCGCUGCGGCCGCAGCCGCCGCUGCUGCUGCAGCUGCGGCAGCUGCAGCCCCAUCCGCAGCUCUACCACACAUGCGCGCCUUUCUGCCUCCCCCGCCUCACACCACCGCUGCGCCCCCGGCACCGACACCUCCGACUGGAGUCGUUCCACCCAUGGGUCUGCCCCGGCCAGCUCCCCUUGCCCUGCCGGCAGCUCCGAAUCCCCUGCUCCCUCCUCCUACCGUCAUGGUGCCCUACCCUAUAUUCUUACCAAUACCGAUCCCUAUUCCGAUCCCCAUACCACUACCGCUGAAGUCUUUCGUGACACCCUCUACCGCGCCGCAGCCUCCUCCGGUGUCGACUCCACCUCCGCCUCCAUCGCUCCCGCCGCCUGCGAAGGACCAUCACCAUCAUCGCCACCACCACCACGCUGGCGGCAAGAAACGGUCGUCGUCCGAACACCGACACCGCCGGCACGAGAGGCGGCGGCAGCAGCGGAGGCUGACGCCCGAGCACGACGACAUGCGGGACUCCGUGGACACGGAGGACGAAGGGAGCCCCGGAUCCAAGUCGUCCCAAUCGAGCAGGGCGGCGUCCCGCCACGGCUCUAGCACGCUUCAGCUCAAGAUCGUCAGGAGCCCUCCAGCCUCGGAGCAGGAGAACAAGAGACGCCACGACGAAGAGGACGAAGCCGCUGGAAGGGACGCUAAGAGAAAGUGCCCGUGAGCUCCGGCACGCGUGAAAUAUGAAGACUCGCGAUACUUGGUGCAGUUCGCAUGGUUCAAGCAUAUCUGUGAUGUGCACGUAUCAGUUCCUUCAAGCCGUCUCCAGGGAAACCGGUUACCGACAGCGAGGCUGCAUGACACACAGUCCAAAGUGCUCGCGCUAUUGAACAUUGUUACAGUGAGACGGAGUGCUUGAUGCGGAGGAUAACGGGGUUCAAUCCUUGCUAUCGUGUGCGCGGGCGAGUUCCUCGGCAUACGUGUCGUGUAGUAGCGGCUGCCACGGGCCCUUUGAUGGUCGGCGUCAUCCGCCGAGGAGUCGCGUAGAUGUGGUGCAUCGCGUAGUCACAGAUCGGACACAUCGGAUUGCUAUAAUUUUGCAUAGACUCGUUGUUGUGCCGUGCUCGUCACCCCUGGACAACGCUACAGCGCUGAAAGUAGCGAAUUGCAUGCACUAAUGAAGUGUGUUAGAAUUGUUGAUGGUCUAUCCGGUGUCGAGAUAUUUACGUUACAAAUCUAUUGUUGUGCGCGCACGUUUAUUAGUAUUAUUAUUACUAUAUGUAUAUAUGUGUCAUUUGCUCCGCAAUCACCGCCAUCAUAAAGAAAGGUUAGACGCCUAUAGUCGCGUUUAGAGAAAGGCGCGUUUGUUUCAUGACUCGAUGCUAGCGGGUCGUAAAAAGGAAGGAAAGUGAUCUCUCUAUAACAUGACGUUUGCUGUGGCGUGUGCGAAGGGCGUCCUUAUUGCCAUAAGCCGCAUGCGUUACAAACGUCAUAUGUGCCAGGGGUCCCGGAUAUUCGUAUGAUUUUGCUGAGUCAGUGCGGGAUUGACGAACAAAAGAUGAAGGAAGACCAAAGCGAUUUAUUUCAUGGUCAUUUGUCGAAUAUGUCAGUACUGCCAACUUCUCGCGGGAAGCACAAAUGUGUACUUUUACACUCGUUUGAUGCACAUUUUCAUUUAACGCCUGCCCUUCUGUCAACGUCUUGCCUGUCUGCUUGACACUCGCUCGCAAAACGCCAUUGAAGGUCAUUCGUUUAUUGAAAAGACAGUACCUUAGUACCGCCGCACGUGACAUUGCACGAAGCACACCGCAUAAUGACUUCGGUCACAGCUGACAGAACGCGGUCAGGGUAACGACAACUUGCGUUCUUGAAAAAUGUUGUGAAAGAGGGCAACUCUCCAUGGACGAAGACGGCAGGUCAAUUGCGUCACGCAUGCACGUGUGUGUAUUCACGAUUCGCUGCAAGAUACUAUCCGGUGAAGAAUACUUCCUUGCCGCAACGUUUAUGCGGACGGUGUCCCGUAUAGUAGAGCGACGAAGAUAACACCAGGUAAUUUAUUUGUGUUCUUUCUUUUCUUUUCCUCUGGUACGCAUACCAGAACAGUUCACGCGGCAGAAAAAGGAAAACAAUCAUAAGCGUCACAAGCCGUCAUAUGCCAAGAAAAAGAAACCUAUCAGUCAAAGACAGUGCCCGAGUGUUUCCCGAGUUACGUCAUGAAUGCAUUUUUUUUUGCCCCUGAAUGCCGCCUUUGUGUGUUGUACGAGCGAUGGCGCAAUACCUGACUGCGGUGAAAGGCGUAGCGAUAUUGUCGUACUUGCACACAUCGUAUAUUUUUUUUUGUUUUUUGUUGUUCCUUGUCUGCGCCCAGCCAAUCAGCGCAAGGGUCUUCGCGAGUGCCAUGAAUCUUUCCUCAUGCAUGGAAAGUGGUGGGCACAGGGAAUCCGCCAAUCGCUGUACAGUACAGCUGUAAGCCCAAUGCCGGUGGAAGUGCACGAAAACUCUUGCUAUUGCAAACUGCACAAUCUAAAACAAAUUAUUCUUUCAGCACCGUUUCACGCAUAUACGUUCUUGCGUGCAAGAUAUAUGGUCAUUUAAUCUUUAUAAAUAAGGCUAUAUUUUUAUCGUUGAUAAUUUUCCAAAAGAACGGAUCAUUCUGGCCAGCCUGCUCCAUAAAAUGGGAAGAACAACGUAAUUUAGCUUAAGGACCCUCCAUAUUCCUCGCAGUUAAUUCACUAUUUAUGUGACACGUAUUCUUGUGCCGAGAGCGGUGCGUGUUUUUUUUCUUUCUUUUUUUUCUGUGCCCACCACUGCCCAUUCAUUACAAGCAGUUUUUAUUUCCCACUGUACAUAAAUGUAUGUACAGCACCCUAUGUGCCAUCGGUGCUGACACUGCAAUCCUGAUUAAAUAUAAAGUUUGUUCAA